CGCCUCCUGGUUCCGGGGUGUAUUUGUUGUGUGUCAGUUGUUCUCCGGUCUCCGACAGCUGUCGCCACUACGGACAUGAACCGCGAGCUCUUCGCGGCGGGCGAGCGGCUGGUGUCGCCGGCUUACGUGCGGCAGGGCUGUGAGGCCCGCCGCUCGCACGAGCACCUCAUGCGGCUACUUCUGGAGAAGGGCAAGUGUCCAGAGGAUGGUUGGGAUGAAAGUACACUUGAACUCUUUUUACAUGAACUUGCAAUUAUGGACAGCAACAAUUUCCUGGGCAAUUGUGGUGUGGGAGAAAGGGAAGGAAGAGUGGCAUCUGCAUUAGUUGCUCGGCGACAUUACAGGUUCAUUCAUGGAAUUGGACGAUCAGGUGAUAUUUCUGCUGUGCAACCCAAAGCUGCAGGUUCUAGCCUUUUGAACAAAAUUACCAAUUCUUUGGUCCUGGACAUCAUAAAAUUGGCUGGUGUCCAUACAGUGACCAGCUGCUUUGUAGUUCCAAUGGCAACUGGUAUGAGUCUAACCCUGUGUUUCUUAACAUUGCGACACAGAAGACCAAAGGCAAAGUAUAUUAUAUGGCCACGAAUAGACCAGAAGUCUUGCUUUAAAUCCAUGAUCACUGCAGGUUUUGAGCCUGUGGUGAUAGAGAACAUUUUAGAAGGUGACGAGCUGCGCACAGACCUGAAAGCAGUGGAGGCUAAAGUCCAGGAACUUGGGCCUGAUCACGUUCUGUGUGUUCAUUCUACCACGUCCUGUUUUGCUCCAAGGGUGCCUGAUAGGUUAGAAGAACUGGCUGUGAUUUGUGCUAAUUAUGGCAUUCCACAUAUAGUCAACAAUGCUUAUGGAGUGCAAUCUUCAAAGUGCAUGCACCUCAUUCAGCAGGGAGCUCGUGUUGGUAGAAUAGAUGCUUUCGUUCAGAGCUUGGACAAAAAUUUUAUGGUUCCAGUAGGUGGUGCUAUAAUUGCUGGCUUUAAUGAUUCCUUCAUUCAGGAAAUCAGCAAGAUGUAUCCAGGAAGAGCUUCAGCUUCACCUUCUUUAGAUGUCCUUAUUACUUUAUUAUCACUUGGAUCAAAUGGCUACAAGAAGCUAUUAAAAGAAAGAAAGGAAAUGUUUUCCUAUUUGUCCAACCAACUAAAGAAGCUGUCAGAAGCCUACAAUGAAAGACUAUUGCAUACACCUCACAAUCCCAUAUCUUUAGCUAUGACGCUUAGAGCCCUGGACAAACACCGUAGCAGAGCUGUCACGCAGCUUGGCUCCAUGCUUUUUACAAGACAGGUUUCUGGAGCCAGGGUUGUUCCUCUUGGGUCUAUGCAGACUGUGAGUGGCUACACUUUCAGAGGCUUUAUGUCACAUACAAAUAAUUACCCUUGUGCUUACCUCAAUGCUGCGUCAGCCAUUGGAAUGAAGACACAGGAUGUGGACUUGUUCAUAAAGAGACUUGACAAGUGUUUAAAGACAGCCAGAAAGGAACAAAAUAAAGAGAGUGACGUAUCUGGAGUUGACAAUAAUGACAAAACUGAAGAUGUGGAUAUAGAAGAAAUGGCUUUAAAACUAGAUAAUGUAUGUCUUGACACAUGCCAGGAUUCUUCUUGAUGACAUGUGAAGGGUUUCUUUCUGAUAAUUUGAAAGAAGUGAGGAGGCUACAGUAUAAGCUAACAGUUUAAAGACAAAAUGUAAGAUUUUUGAAUUGAGAAUUUCAUGGAGAAUAUUUGGUCAAGGAAUAGAAUAUGGUCUGAGCUAGCCAUUGAUGAUUGUUACAUUUGUUAUUUUUAGACUGCUUCAAUCAUUACCAUCCUCAACAGGUCAUAAUAUACAAUUAACAUUUUUCCAAUUGUUAAACAUUUGCCAAUUAAGCAUUAUGAUUCAGAUAAUUCUUACUAAUAUGUUGAUAGUAAAAUUACACAUGACCUCUGAUUCUCUUGGAAAUGUGUAGACUGUGUUCCUCUGACCAUUCUCUGUCAUUCACAAAUUACUUAGUUUCUGACCACACAGAAUUUAGAAAGAUCACUAAUGCUGCUAUUUACUAGAUGUUUGUCAAUGUGUGUAAGUCAUGGUAUGCCUGUAAAAUGGAUAUUUCCCAGGAAAGCAGAGUCAAGGUGUAAGCUUUAAUUUUCACUCAAUAGAAAUGGAUCUCAACUUCAGGAUGAUUUGCUUAUAUCUAAGAAACAUUUAGGGAUCUUUUUGAUUGUCAAAACUAGCAGAAUACUAUUGAUAUCCAGUGAGUGGAGGCCAGGCGUGCUGUUCAACAUCCUACAAUGGGCAAGACAACUUCCCAAAAUAAAGAUUUAUCUAGCCCCAAAUCUCACUAGAGCUGUGGUUGAGAAACACUGCUCUAAAUUCUCUCAUAGCUCAGUCGGUAAAGAAUCUGCCUGUGAUGCAGGAGACCCGGAUUCGAUUCCUGGAUGGGAAAGAUCCCUUGGAGAAGGAAAUGGCAACCCACUCCAGUAUUCUUGCUUGGAGAAUCCCAUGGACAGAGGAGCCUGGCAGGCUAUAGUCCAUGGGGUUGCAAGAGUUGGACAUGACUUAGCGACUAAACCACUAGCAAAGUAAGAGAACUCCUAAAUAAAGAGAAGUUUUCCAUAGCAACUUUACUUAUUCACUAGUAACUUAAUAUAAAGUAGCUCUGUAAAUGUUAAUGAAUUACACAGUAUGCAGAUUCUUAACUGAUAACUGAGGUUACCUCUUCUGAGUAUAUAAUUAUAAAUUGUUAAUACGACAUGUGUGCAUUUUUCCAUUUGGGAAAGUGAAAACUUUAUUUCAGUGUUUUUGCCUCAAGCAGCCUUGGUUAGCUUGUUCAGGUGUUUUGUACAGCCAUCAUCAAGAGUGGUUAACAUGGGGAUUCUGAACAUAUUUUUGCUGGGGAGGUGAAAAUGAUGGAGUAUGAUGAACAGGUGUAUUCCCUACCCAUUGCCCAUAUGCUUCCUUCCUGAAUCUGAAAUCCUAGACUUAGUGGCUAUAACUGUUAUUUUUGGUGUUGAUUUUAAGACUGAUAGGCUAAGGAAUUAGUGAAGCUCCUGAAUGCACCAAAGUUUCAAAACUGUGUUUCUUAAGACUUGCUCUGCGGAGCAUUUAUUCCUAAGAGAUGCUCAAGGGUAUGAAAGGAAAGGUUCCAUGAGCAAGUUGGGAACUUUGCAGACCUGCCUAUUGGCAUAUUAAAGGCUCUAAGAAUCCCUUCUAUUUGAGUUUGAAUAUAUCCUUGUCUAAAGAUGGAACCUGUUUUUUUAAUUAAAUACUUACUGACGUCCCAUUGAAUGUAUUUUUGAAAACACUACAGUAGAGAAUGCCACUUUUCUUUCUAGAUUGUGUUUUUCUCCAUUGGUUUGGUACUGUAAACUGUGUGAAACAUGAGCUCAGAUUGCUGCCACUCCCACUGGUAAGUUAGAAUAUUUUAUUGCCAACUUUGGAAGUCCACUGUUGAGAUAAGUACUUAAUUACAACUAUCGUAAAGGGUUGCUUUGAAAUUUUUGUAUGUCUGGGGUUCAGAUACUUGAAGUGUGUGGGUUCUUAAAAUAUUUCUUUCAAAGGUAAAUCCUGGAUUAAAAAGUUGUAUAAUGUUUUUAAUGUGAAUUUGGGACUGAAUCUAAGAAGUAGUUAAGAUGAAGAGUUGCUAUAGACCCUCUCCAGUCUGUGAAAGGAAAUAAAGUGAUGAUGUGGAUGUAGAUGCUGGUGAUGCAGUAUCCUGUCCACAUAAGCCCAGAUCGUUUUAUAGAACGAGUGAUCUAUUUUAUGUGAUCAUCAUUUAACUUAAGAAAGGCCAGAGUCGAGAGACCCGCAAAUGUUUUCUCAUCUGUGGUGUAUCAGCAGUUCUUGGGCUACAGCUGCUGAAUAGAUAAUAAUUCUAAUUGAAGAUAAAUUACAUGAACCCACAUGUGAAUGAUAGAUAUGUUAUAACAUUUCAUUCCUGGCGCAUAAUAUCAGCUGCAGCUUUUACUAUUAGCCCUUUCUUUUCAGAGGUUUUAGAAUUCCAACUAUUCCUACUGGUUUCAAUUUGACCUUGAGGUUGUAGAAGUCAAGAAUUUUUGAAGGGAUAUUAUAGGUUCUGCACAUUUAGGCUUUCCUUUGUCCCCACUCCAGUGUCCUUUGACUUGCUAUCUCUGCUUUCCGUGUACAUACAAGUUAUUUAUUUUAAUCUCCUAGUAAUGAUUGGUAAGCCUCAUAAUUGGCUUUAGUUAUCGUCUCACUGGGGCAAAGGGCCAACCGAUGAUAUCUUUUCCAAUCAGUGGCUAAGAUGACCUCUUCUAUCUUUGUGAUCUAACUGCCCUUAUUAAGACUAUCAGGUAGAAUUUUGGAGUUUGGUUUUUAAAGUCAUUGGGCUGUGUGGUAGUCUGCCCAGAAAAGAAAAUUGAAUAACAUGAAAUAUUCUUUAGGUCACUACACCCAAUGUGUUACUUAUUAUACACAGAGCAGGAAAGGGUAUUUUCAAUCCAAUUCUCAAUUUGGCUCUUAAGUUCUCUGCUGACAAAUUCUCCCUCUAUCAGGGAAUGAUAUGUGAUACUAGCCUUAGGAACUCUGUGUUCAACUAUAAAUCUUUUUAUUUAGCUUUUUGCAAUAGUUGAUGAGUUGAUCAAAUGUGAAUUAUUGAAAACAGUUACGUUCAGUCAAUGGGCACUUGAUAUACAGAAUGAUAACUUUAAAUUGAGUUUUUUUCCCUGAUAUUUUGCCCUAGCUCAUACCUCUAUUGUGGUUCUGUUUCUUUAACCACUAUAGUAAGUACUGUCAUGAGGUCUAAGCUAUAGGGCAUGCUUUUGGUUUUAGACUAGACGGCCAUGGUAGGUCUUAGUAAAAUUAAACAGAGAUAAUUUGUUCAACCAGUGAUGUUACUUUAAUACUGAAUUAGUAGCUCAUCCUAAGUUAUAUUCUUGUCUUCUUUCGUAGAGGAAAAAUCCAACAACUGACAGGUAUGGCAAACCCUGGUGAAUCUCAUUUAGGGAAACUUUUUUGAAUACAUACACAUUUGGUGCAUAUAAAACUUGGGUUUUCUUUUCCCACUGUCUGAAAUAUACUCAUUUCUGCCAAGCCCUUAAAUGGUUUUGUGUUUUGCAUUCAUGAGGCCAGUCCUGUUUUGAAACUAAGUUUGUGUACGUAGAAGUUUAAUUAUUUCAGGGGUUUGAUACCCUCUGAAUAAUUUGAUAAAGCAACUGAAUAUGCUGUGAACAUCUUUUUUAAGUUCCUGUAAAUAGUCUUUUCUUGUCUGUCACAUUGUGUUGAUUAUUGGUCUCUUACGGCCGCUCAGCAUACAGGCCUAAGACUUCCCCGCUGUGUUCCUUCGUGCCUGCCUUUCUACUUUCAUGCUCUUCUUGGUCAUUAUGGUGUGUACACGUGUAAGACGAUGAGUUCAAGGCUAAUGACUAUAUCUUUAUAAUUUUCCACCUAAUAUUUUAAAGUUCAAUCUAAGGCCUUAAGCAAAAUCUGAAACUAUUAAUAUGGUCUUGUUUUUAUCAAGUGAUACUGGCGUCAACUUGAACAUUUAGAGAACUGUGAAGAAAGGCUGUGUUUAAAUGUAUAGUUGUGAGGGAUUUUAGCUAUUAGAAUUGAAGCUGGUGUCAGCCUGCUAACUUAUAUGUUUUACUAAAAGAGAAAGGUAUUUCCAAAAAUAUUUUUGCUGUAGACUAUUUAAAAAUAAGACUGAAUUGUAUAAUUUAUUAUGCAAUAAAUUUUUAAUAAAUCAUG
Messenger RNA from Bubalus bubalis (water buffalo), 5667 nucleotides. RefSeq names its product Sep (O-phosphoserine) tRNA:Sec (selenocysteine) tRNA synthase (gene SEPSECS). Gene Ontology annotation, biological process: selenocysteine incorporation; conversion of seryl-tRNAsec to selenocys-tRNAsec. NCBI's taxonomy places the organism in Eukaryota, Metazoa, Chordata, Mammalia, Artiodactyla, Bovidae. The transcript has 11 exons. Gene Ontology annotation, molecular function: O-phosphoseryl-tRNA(Sec) selenium transferase activity; tRNA binding. The record is from RefSeq and is a predicted model, not a curated record. The coding region runs from base 76 to 1590 and encodes 504 amino acids.